Molecule: messenger RNA, 2458 nt
Organism: Hippopotamus amphibius kiboko
Lineage: Eukaryota; Metazoa; Chordata; Mammalia; Artiodactyla; Hippopotamidae
Gene: DLL3
Product: delta like canonical Notch ligand 3
Biological process (GO): establishment or maintenance of epithelial cell apical/basal polarity; Notch signaling pathway; heterophilic cell-cell adhesion
Cellular component (GO): plasma membrane; protein-containing complex
Molecular function (GO): calcium ion binding
Source: RefSeq, a predicted model, not a curated record
CAAUUUCAGGCACACGUGGAGCCACACAAUCUCACCUAGACAAUCACAGUCAUGUACACUCUCCAGUAGCUCUUGCCCACGCCACACACACACUCACAGAGUCUUAAAAUCAUAUCCAAGCUCACACACAAGCUUAAUCCCCCAACCCCACCUUAUCGUCAGCCGCACAAAUUGUGCCCACAAUCGCAUAUAAGAUCACUCACUACAUUGCCUGUGGCCACGACACCAUCUCACGGUUUCUCCAGCACGCUUUCCUUCCCCUGCGACCUCCUCCCCUAGGGUCCCCUGGAGCCCGCGGCUGCCCGAAGGGGCGGAGCUGUCCUCUCAGAUAUAAGGCUCCUGAGCCAGCAGCUGCGGCUCCCAAGACCUCCGGAAGGCCAUGGUCGCCGCGCAGAUGCCCCAGCUCCUCUCCCCGACGGUGAUCCUGGCGCUUUUUUUCCUUCCCCAGGCAGGGCCGGCCGGCGUCUUCGAGCUGCAGAUCCACUCUUUCGGGCCGGGACCAGGCCCGGGCGCCCCGCGGUCCCCCUGCAAGGCUGCGGGCCCCUGCCGUCUCUUCUUCAGGGUCUGCCUGAGGCCAGGGAUCUCCGAGGAGGCCGCCGAGUCUCCGUGCACCCUGGGCGCGGCGCUGAGUGCGCGCGGACCGGUCUACGCUGCGCAGCCCGGAGCACCAGCGCCUGACCUGCCGCUGCCCGACGGCCUCAUGCGCGUGCCCUUCCGGGACGCCUGGCCGGGCACCUUCUCUCUCAUCAUUGAAACCUGGAGAGAGGAGUUAGGAGAACAGAUUGGAGGGCCCGCCUGGAGCCUGCUGGCGCGCGUGGCCGGCCGGCGUCGCCUGGUCGCCGGGGGCCCGUGGGCCCGGGACGUACAGCGCGCAGGCGCCUGGGAGCUGCGCUUCUCGUACCGCGCGCGCUGCGAGCCGCCGGCCGUCGGGGCCGCGUGCUCGCGCCUCUGCCGCUCGCGCGGAGCCCCCUCGCGGUGUGGCCCGGAACUGCACCCCUGCGCGCCGGCUGAGGACGAGUGCGAGGCACCGCUGGCAUGUCGAGCAGGCUGCAGUCCAGAGCAUGGCUUCUGUGAGCAGCCUGAUGAAUGUCGAUGCCUGGAGGGCUGGACUGGGCCCCUCUGCACAAUCCCCGUCUCCUCCAGCAGCUGCCUCAGCCCCAGGGGCCCAUCCUCUGCCACCACUGGAUGCCUCGUACCCGGGCCUGGGCCCUGUGACGGGAACCCGUGUGCCAACGGGGGCAGCUGCAGUGAGACCCCGGGGUCCUUCGAAUGCACCUGUCCCCGUGGGUUCUACGGGUUGCGGUGUGAGGUGAGCGGGGUGACAUGUGCGGAUGGACCUUGCUUCAACGGUGGCUUGUGUGUGGGCGGCGCGGACCCCGACUCUGCCUACAUCUGCCACUGCCCGCCCGGUUUCCAAGGCUCCAAUUGUGAGAAGAGGGUGGACAGGUGCAGCCUGCAGCCAUGCCGGAAUGGCGGCCUCUGCCUGGACCUGGGCCACGCCCUGCGCUGCCGCUGCCGCGCCGGCUUCGCGGGGCCGCGCUGCGAGCACGACCUGGAUGACUGCGCCAGCCGCGCCUGCGCCAACGGCGGCACCUGCCUGGAGGGCGGCGGCGCGCGCCGCUGCUCCUGCGCGCUGGGCUUCGGCGGCCGCGAUUGCCGUGAGCGCGCCGACCCGUGCGCCGCGCGCCCCUGCGCCCACGGCGGCCGCUGCUACGCGCACUUCUCCGGCCUCGUCUGCGCCUGCGCGCCCGGCUACAUGGGCGCGCGGUGCGAGUUCCCGGUCCACCCCGACGGCGCUGGCGCGCUGCCCGUGGCUCCGCAAGGCCUGAAGCACGGGGACCCGCAGCGCUUCCUUUUGCUGCCGGCUUUGGGACUGCUGGUGGCCGCGGGCCUGGCCGGCGCUGCGCUCUUGCUGGUCCACGUUCGACGCCGUGGCCCUGGCCGGGAUACUGGGUCUCGCUUGCUGGCGGGGACCCCGGAGCCAUCGGUCCACGCGCUCCCUGAUGCACUCAACAACAUGAGGACGCAGGAAGGUUCCGGAGAUGGGCAGAGCCUGUCCUCAGAUUGGAAUCGCCCUGAAGAUGGAGACUCUCGUUCGGUUUACAUCGUAUCUGCUCCUUCCAUCUAUGCUCGGGAGGUAGUUACCCACGUCUCCCCAUCUGCGCACAUUGGGCACGCUGGGCAGAGGCAGCCCUUGCUUUUCCCGUAGCUCUCCUUUAUCUGUGAAGUGAGCAGGGUAGAGUCUCUGGAAGGUCCUUUGCCCAUUUUUCACUUUUGACUUAAUUUAGUUCCACCUUGCAUCCCUUUUGCUAUCGUUUCGAGCUACUUAGCAUCUUCUCUUUGGAUGACCUUUGGGCCUCACAGGUCACAGUGCAGAGCCUCAGCCAGAGCUUCUCCACUGAUUUCCACUCACUGAGAAGAGGGAGGGGAGGUGGAGGGGUAGCCCUUUCUAAUGCUU